AUGUUAAGCAGAAGUGGUGUUGUGCACUCCUGGUGUAAUGUCUCUCAGGGUUUGAAAAAGAUUUUAAUGGCUGUAGGCGGUAGUAUCACUCAUACUGGAUCUAAUUAUAAUAACAGUAACAGCAGCAGUAAUAGUAGUACUAGUACUACUACGGAUAGUCAUGGUAAUACUAUUAGUAGUGGUGUUAAAACUCCAGGGAGUGAGGGUAUGCGUACACAAACGGCUCGUAGCAUUAAUACUUCUACAAUGACACUUCCAACAGAUGCGGCUGCCCGUUUGGGUGAUUCAAUGUUAAAUAGAGAGAAGACUAGAUACCGUCCUGUUCCCGCUACCCGUGUUGGCCGCGCUGCCGGCUUUGCAUCCCUCUUUGUGCAGUUGGGCUGGGAUCAUCUCUCUCAUACACGCAGUGGUGGCAGUGGUGGACUUUCGAGUUAUAGUCAUGAACGCAUUGUGGAGACUCUCUGCCGUAUGCGAGGGGCGGUGUUGAAGCUUGGGCAGAUGUUGAGUAUACAGGACGGCGCAACAGUUCCAUCACACAUCACUGAACUGUUUAAACGAGUACGGGAUAGUGCUUACGCCAUGCCAGCGGAACAACUUAACCGCACAUUGGCGAAGGAGUAUAAGAAUACGAAUUGGCGUCGUGAUUUAUUUGUGGAGUUCGAUGAUGAACCCAUGGCUGCGGCCAGUAUUGGACAAGUACACCGCGCAGCUGUGGUAGUGAACAAGAAGAAUACCAACGAUGAUAUUAAUAAUAAUAAUAAUAAUAAUAAUAAUAAUAAUAAUAAUAAUAAUAGCGGAGUGGUGGAGCAGGUUGCUGUGAAGGUGCAGUAUCCUGGUGUUGCCCGCAGCAUUGACUCGGAUGUGGCCAAUCUAAAGAUGCUCAUUACACUCCACGUACUUCCGCCUGGAAUGUUUGUGGAUAAUAUUUUGCAAGAACUUCGUCAGGAGCUUGCGUUGGAGUGUCGCUAUACUGUAGAGGCGGCAAAGCAGAUGCGGUAUGCCGAUCUAGUAGAGCAACAUCCACAACUUCGAAAUGUGUUUAUCGUUCCCAAAGUGUAUACAUCACUAUCAACAGAUAGUGUUUUAGUUACACAGUUGGUUACUGGUGUUCCAAUAGAUAAGUUGGCAACGGUUCCAAAUAUGCAAGAGCUUAAAAAUCAUGUUGCUGAACACAUGUUAAUGUUAACUUUAUCAGAACUUUUCCUAUGGCGAUUUAUGCAAACAGACCCAAAUUAUUCUAACUUUUUAUUUGAUGCUAAAACCAAUAAAAUUAGUCUUCUUGACUUUGGUGCUGCUCGUGAGUACAGCGCAGAGUUUGUGCAAGAUUAUUUAGAUGUUGUCGCUGCUGCUGCACGACAAGAUCGCGAUACUAUUAUAGCGAAGAGUAUUAAGUUAGGGUUUCUCACAGGAAAUGAAAUGAAAGAGAUGCUGGAUGCUCAUGUUGCCAGUGUUAUUUUAUUAGGAAAACCAUUCCGUCAUCGUGAUAGGACUUUUGAUUUUGCGGCGGAAGAACUUCCAUCACAGAUUCAGGCACAUGUGCCAACAAUGAUUAAACUGCGAUUGCGACCACCACCCACACCGAUUUACUCACUACAUCGACGACUCAGUGGAACCAUAUUAUUAGCCACAAAGUUAAAGGCAUCUAUGAAUUCAGGAGAGAUUUUUUGGAAUAUUUAUGAUAGCUGUAAAGUGUGA
Molecule: messenger RNA, 1695 nt
Organism: Trypanosoma theileri
Lineage: Eukaryota; Euglenozoa; Kinetoplastea; Trypanosomatida; Trypanosomatidae
Product: putative ABC1 protein
Exons: 1
Coding region: 1-1695 (564 amino acids)
Biological process (GO): ubiquinone biosynthetic process
Molecular function (GO): kinase activity
Source: RefSeq, a predicted model, not a curated record